This is a messenger RNA of Ricinus communis (castor bean), 1707 nucleotides long. Its product is annotated as probable prolyl 4-hydroxylase 3. Gene Ontology annotation, molecular function: procollagen-proline 4-dioxygenase activity; iron ion binding; L-ascorbic acid binding. Gene Ontology annotation, biological process: peptidyl-proline hydroxylation to 4-hydroxy-L-proline. The record is from RefSeq and is a predicted model, not a curated record. The transcript has 8 exons. The coding region runs from base 446 to 1315 and encodes 289 amino acids. Gene Ontology annotation, cellular component: endoplasmic reticulum. Lineage: Eukaryota; Viridiplantae; Streptophyta; Magnoliopsida; Malpighiales; Euphorbiaceae.
CUAAAUGGCUGACUGAGCGACUGCCCUUUUGAAACCUUGGGCAGCCCACAGCGCCGGGAAGACUAAAAUAGAAACCGGGAGCAUGUGAAAUAACAAGAACACCCAUAGAAAUAAAACAAACCAAUAUUAGCACAACUCAUGCCAACGAGGCUACGACAGAACUUGUUGACAUAGAAACCGAGGGACAAAAUAGUCAAGACAAACUUCAUUUCUAAAACCUGCCAUAGUUUUGAAACUUCCAUAUCGGUUUUUCUAAAACCACCGUCAACAACCGCCACCUAUUACCGGUCAUUAAAAUACCUCCAAUCCUUCUCACAUACAUACACACGCCAAUCACGAGAAAUAGAAACUCGAUUUCGCUAAGAACUUACUGGAAUAGAUUAUAAAUACAAAUCAUUUGGGCAUGCUUGGUCGAUUAGUUAGGGUUUAGAGGCUAAGUAGAAAAAUGGCUAAGAUGAGACACUCGCGACUACAAGCAAGGAAAAUGUCGACAUUGACGUUAGUUUUCUCGAUGCUAUUUAUGCUAACAGUGGUUCUUUUGAUGCUUUUGGCUCUCGGAAUCUUCUCUCUUCCUAUGAGCACCGACGAUUCCCCUCCAAAUGAUCUCGCUGCUUCCUAUCGCCGUAUGGCUGCUGAAAGAGAUUAUGAUGGUUUGGGAAAGAGAGUGGAGCAGUGGACUGAAAUUAUUUCUUGGGAACCACGAGCAUUUGUUUAUCAUAAUUUCUUGUCGAAAGAAGAAUGUGAGUACCUAAUAGCUUUGGCCAAACCGCAUAUGGUAAAGUCAACUGUUGUAGAUAGCAAGACUGGUCGAAGUAAAGAUAGCAGGGUGCGUACAAGUUCUGGAAUGUUCCUAAGGAGAGGAAGAGAUAAGAUUAUUAGGAACAUUGAGAAGAGGAUAGCGGACUUCUCUUUCAUUCCAAUAGAACAUGGGGAAGGACUUCAAGUUCUUCAUUAUGAAGUAGGACAGAAGUAUGAGGCUCAUUAUGAUUAUUUUCUUGAUGAGUUCAACACUAAGAAUGGAGGCCAACGGACAGCCACUCUUCUUAUGUAUCUGUCAGAUGUUGAAGAAGGAGGUGAAACAGUGUUUCCUGCUGCUAAGGCAAACAUCAGCAACGUGCCAUCGUGGAAUGAGUUGUCUGAAUGUGCCAGACAGGGUCUUUCAGUGAAACCAAAAAUGGGUAAUGCAUUGCUAUUUUGGAGCACGAGGCCUGAUGCUACCCUAGAUCCUGCAAGUUUGCACGGUAGUUGCCCUGUGAUUAGAGGGAAUAAGUGGUCAGCUACAAAAUGGAUGCAUCUUGGGGAGUACAGUGUCUGAGCCGGGGUAUUCGUCAAGGAUGGAAAUCUGGUGAUGGUAGUGGCGAAGGGCGAUAGAAUUUCAGACACAUUGGGGCACAUCCCUAAAAGAAGCAUAUAAAAAAAGUACUACAACAGAGACUGAAAUUUUUUCCUUUUCUUUUUCUUUUUCCUUUACCGUUUUUUUCUUGUUACCCCACAUCAGUACAUGACCCUUUUGUUUUUCUAACUAGGAUUGAGAUUUGGUAGUUGUUGAACUUUGAUAGUCCUGAGAGAUGUGUUCUUGUACUUGGAAAAUUAAUCGGUGGGGAGCAAGAAGGGGGAGGAUACAUUAAUCCCAAUAGGCAGCAAGCUGUUACACUGUAAACAAAAUUAAUAUCCGCGCUGGAAUACAAUUAGUCUGAUUUUUCCUCU